Messenger RNA from Plasmodium cynomolgi strain B, 327 nucleotides. RefSeq names its product VIR-like CYIR protein. NCBI's taxonomy places the organism in Eukaryota, Apicomplexa, Aconoidasida, Haemosporida, Plasmodiidae. The record is from RefSeq and is a predicted model, not a curated record. The coding region runs from base 1 to 327 and encodes 108 amino acids. The transcript has 2 exons.
AUGGAAAAUAUUGAUGAGAAAACAUAUGGGUACAUCCCAAAACUAAUUGAUCUAUAUAGUAAUAUUAGCAAUAUAUCUACAUUGCAUAAUGAUACUUGGAAAAGUGAUGAAAAUAAAAACUUUUGUAAUGAGUUAGAAAAAUUUCAAAAACGAAAUAAUGUCGCCAUGAAAUCAGUAAAUAACUGUGGUGACGAACAUAAAUAUUUAUCAUCAUUCCAAGAUUCUCCUAUAGUAGCUGUCAGUGUAAUUCCAAUUAUUAUCAUGUAUGUAAUAUCUUUUAUAUUAUUUAUAUCGUGCAAAAUAAGUGCCUAUUUUGUGCAUAAAUGA